Equus quagga is the source of this 1960-nucleotide messenger RNA. RefSeq names its product vestigial like family member 1 (gene VGLL1). Bases 81 to 806 code for a protein of 241 amino acids. The transcript has 5 exons. Gene Ontology annotation, cellular component: nucleus. NCBI's taxonomy places the organism in Eukaryota, Metazoa, Chordata, Mammalia, Perissodactyla, Equidae. The record is from RefSeq and is a predicted model, not a curated record. Gene Ontology annotation, biological process: regulation of transcription by RNA polymerase II.
CAAGACGCAUCUUUGCUCAGCCACAGCAUCUUGCUCCGCCUCAGCCGAUAGUCAGGAAUUAAGCUGCCACCUGUGUCACCAUGGAGGAAACGGGGAAGACUGCUGUCCAGACGCAGAGGCCUGUAAAGACUGAGUGGAACUCCCGGUGUGUCCUUUUCACCUAUUUCCAAGGAGACAUCAGCAGCGUCGUGGAUGAACACUUCUCCAGAGCUCUGAGCAACGUCAGGAGCCCCCAGGGACCGAGCCUCCCGAGCCAGAGUGAAGAUGUGAUCCUGAGGAAUGAUAGUGACAUGCCUCCAAAUCAGUGGCGUUUCUCUCCUCAGUGGACAAAGCCAGAGCCAGAAGUAUCUUUUGCAAAUGGUGCCGCCAGCUGCAGCUUGAAUGAGCCUGGUCCCGUGGCUAUGGAUCAGUACCCACUGUCCCUGACUGCGGGCUCCUCCUUUCAGCCUAGCGAGCUGUGGCAGUUCUCCUCCCUGGCCAGCCCCAGCUCCCCAGAGCCUGACUACUCUCAUGCCUUCUCCACGGGGCAGCUGGUUCCAGAGCCCCAGCCUGAGGCGAAAUAUGAGCCCCUCCUAAGUCUCCUCCAGCAAGACAGAUACUUCCCGCAUCCUCAAGAAUCUGCCAUGUGGGAGGAUUGCAACUCUGCCCAGAUAGCCGGAAGCACGAGCUUGCUCUUCAACCUGCCUUCCACCUCAGCCCACUGUAAGAAAAUGUAUUUGCCCUCAGAUUGUGGAUCUACCAGUACCAGCCUUGCAUAUGAGAAAAGCCAGUCUCCAGAGAGAAGAAAAGAUCUGUUCUUUUAUUGAACAUCGGUUUGAAGAAGAGAAUUCCUUUUUCCAAACCUCAUGAUUUUUCUACUGUGAAUCCAGAGGGUCUGGAGACAUUACCGUCCUUUUUUCUCCCUGCCACUAAAGAACACUGAGUCAGGAGCAAGUUUCUGUACACUUCCUUGGCACCUUCUCUUCCUUGGCACCUAUGUCCUUUGGCAGGGGCUUUCAAGUGAAUCCUCAGCAUAUAAAAUCGUUAAAAUUGCUGUUUAGGAAUGAGGAGCAUAGAGAUCCACCUGCUUGCUCCUGCCACCACCCCCUGCACCCACUGCCCUCCUACUUAGAAAUCAUAGCCCCCUCACCCUCCAGCAGCAGGGUCUUUCACACCACGACUGACCGCGUGGCAUUCUAUGGGGUUGUCUGACUUUUCCUACUGAAUAGAGAUACUGGGAACAGCCUGAAGCUUUCUAACCUUAACCAGACUGUGGCUAACUUCACUCCUGCCUCUACCAAAGGAAAAUAAAAGUGGAGUAGACAAGACCCUUUGAGAAUGGGUUGAGGCCGGGCGUUCCCUGGAGCCUCAAAGUCUGGAAGGAAGCUAAAAACGUCUCAGGCUGGCCCUGCUAAAAGAAAUACUUUCACCUGGAACAUUUGAUUCCUCAAUUCUAAAGAAGUGAUUCCAAAUGGAAUCGCUGAGAAAUCUGAGAACUAACUUAUUGGAAGUUAGUUAGUUUGCAAACUGCCCCAUCCCAAGUUGGGCCUAGAGUAAGUUCUGUCUCCAGAGCAAUUCUUACAUGCGAUUCCUUGAGUUCCCGUCUGCCCUCCCUCUGAGGGUGAGGACUCUGGAAUCUGAUACCCCACAGGUGUUCCUCUGGCCCUUACAGCCUUCCACAGGGCCCACCUGGCUUCCAAACAGAGCAUAACUUUUUCUUUAGUUGUUUCACUUUUAGCGACAUCUGGGAAAUAUUAACUUUCUUUUUAGCACAAAGUUGGGGCCACCCAUGUGGAUACCCACAGCAUUUUAGAUAAAUUGGAGGUGAAAGGCAAAGCUUGGUUCAAGAUACAGCAGCAGGACUCCCUGCAGAUUAUUCCAGAUAAAACGACAAGCUUCUCCAAACUCAUUCAUCUCUCCAAUCUAGUAGACAGACUUGUGUCCAGCGUGAGCUCAGUACAUACCCCGUGACAACCCCAGA